AUGUCCAGUCUGUCCAGUAAGCUCGAAAAUGCCGCGCACGCUGCAUUGGUGAGCUCUGCCCUGCCGGAUCAGCCAGUCGCAGUCCCGGUCCCGGUCCCCGUCCCAGGUCCAGAGCCUGCCGCGCCGGCCCCAGCUGCUGCUCAUCGCCAUGCUGCACCCCACGAGCGCGAGGGUGAGGGUGAGGGUGAGGGUGAGCAUCCGAGCGUGGGCGUUGAUGUAGACAUGCCUGCCUCCAAUGGCGCCACGGGUCACCAUGCUGCCCCUUCACUGGCGCCUGCUGUCGCUGCCCAGGAGUCUGUACAGGUACCUCCGUUGCCAGCCUCUGUCUCUCCGCCGUCUCUGUCAGGUAUCAUCGGUUCCCCAGACCCAGCCCUAGACCAAGCCGCCUCCAUAGCAGCCCUCCCGCCUGCCGCCGAUCAGGGAGGCAAUAAUAAGAAGACCCGGCCUGCCAUGCCAACCCUCCGGUCUAGUGGCCCGUCAUUGCUGUCCCAAGCUCUUGCUUCUGCCCGUGGUAUCCCCUCUCAGCCUUUACCCUCGCCCACGACGCAACCCGAAACUCGCCGGUCAGAGCAGACGUCGGCUCACCUGUCUGAAGGCACCCGGACCUACACAGCGCGGACUCCCCUUGACACGCGAACCAACCAGGCCGCCAAGGAAACGUUCCAAGAUGACUCUGCCCAAGGGAGCAACCGCGCGUCCUUGACGCCCAGGGGUUAUCUGUUCGAUCAGCCUGUGGUUGCUCCGGACACAACCACUGUCCUCUCGACCUCUCCAACCAGCUUGAUCAACGCAGACACUGUCGGACCCUCUACGCCUGAUAUGCCUAGUCGAACGAGUACGACAACAACGCUCCAGGGCAACCUGGAGGAUCGUCGCUUGCGAUCGAACUGCAAAGGAAGACCAAGGUCGCUGGAGCGUACCCAGAAGGAGAUUAGAACCCACCAAUUGGACGCUAACGGCAGCAGCUCAGCCAAUGUUGGGGAUACGUCUCUGUCCCGUAUAGAAGGCGGGGGUCCUUCGGCGAUGGAGGGCAUUGUCGACAAAGAUGCCAUGUCUACUCCCCGCUCCCAGUAUAGGACCUGGAGAGUGGAGCGUACAGUAUCAGUCGGUCCAGAAAAAGCCUGGUCGAUCGGCAGAGGUGAUUUGGCCGGUACCCGACCCGGCCAGGUGGAGCAGUCCAUCACGGAAGCACUCGCUGGAGUAGAGCCCACGCGGAGCCGCAAGGCCAGCCACAGUCUUCGCUUCUUCAAGGAGGGCCUGCCAGAUGAAAAAACCUGGCGUAAGGAUACGAAACGCCGGGAAGAGGGCAAGGAGCACGACGAGGGAGUACAGUUGCCUGCUUCUCCUUCACCUCGGACUAUCCACGAGUUCACCGGCCUGGCCUCUGAACUAGAAACGAAUCGGCUCGAUCCGUCAAGUAACUCAGCUGUCGAAUCGCCUGUGGAUGAAAAGCAGGGAAUGGAUUACUUCGGCCUCAAGCCACAUGCGACAGACACGGGCAAGGCUGGGCAGCUGACACCCAUCAUCGAGCAGCGAAACGGUCAGUCUGAUACAGCAUCCCACACUGCUGGAGCCUCCACGGAUGUCGCGCCAGAAUCGCAUAAGGAACUGGGUGAUGAGACGGAAGUUCCGGGAACUCAUGAGGAAGGUGAUGAAUCUGGCGAAGAGAAGAUAUCGUCGGCCGUUUUUGUGCCACAUCACGAGCUACCGGAACUUACCCGACCUGACGUGAAGACCGGCCGGCCAAUUCCCGUUCACCGUCCCUCUAUCGUGAAAGAUGUGAGUCCUUGGCUUGUCAAGGCAGAUGAGCCGGAGGUCGAAGACAACAGCGCUGAACAGAACCCUGGCGGAAUAGCCUCUGAGAAUGUCGAACAGCAGCUGGAUCAGCGUGUCGUAAGUCAGACAGAUGAUGACUGCGCUGUGGUGGAAGACAAUGAACCACCCGAGAAAUCUCAGCCCGUUCCAGGUAGACUUUCGCGUCCAGUGUCUCAGUAUUAUGACGACCAUGUGCAUGAUCAUCAGCUCGAACCCAAAAAGCCUCUCGAGGCCAUUGAGCUCAUUCCAUACAAGCACCAAGUUGGUGGUCACACAACCUUGUGGAGAUUCUCUAAACGUGCUGUAUGCAAGCAGCUGAAUAACAGUGAGAACAAGUUCUACGAGAAUAUUGAACGUUACCACCGUGACUUGUUGCCAUUCUUACCAAGAUACAUCGGUGUUUUGAACGUGACCUUCCAGAAACAACCACGGCGUCGAUCCAUCGUCAAGAAAGACAACGGCCAGGGGGGAGAUAAGAGGCCAGGCGCGCAAGACGUUGGCCUGAAUGGCCAUCAUGAGAAUUCGCAUUUGGAUGUCCAGCCCAGUCCCAGUCUUGGCCCGAAAGAAAACAAGGAACAUCGUAGGAUCAUCAGCCAGUCUUUGCAGUCAACGCAGAUACCUAUCCCAACUGUGACGUUUGUCGACAACCGACAUAUCCUGCCGAGAAGCCUGCUUCAGCCCAACUCCAAUGACUACCCACUCCGCUUAAGAAGUGCUUCUGAAGCAGUCGCGCACGACAUGGCUGAUACGGGUAAAAACUCCGCCCCAACGUCUGCGGGUGCUUUGAUCAAGCGACCUAGUCUAGAAACCCGCCAUGCUAAUAGCUGGGGGGCUACUACGGUCAACAAACGGCUUCGGAACGAGGUAUUCAACGAUGCCUUUCUGAAGCGGCCAAUACCGGUUCAAAAGUACCAAAAGCCAGCUACACAUUCGCGAACUAUCCCUCGACGAGCUAUCCAGCAGCAGGUACCGCAGUAUGACAACCCGGAUCCCGUUCUGAAAUUGAAUAUCGAAUCCCCUCUAUCCGCUACUUCGCCCGAAAUCCUGGUUCAGAGCUCUCCCAAGCCAAGUCCACGUCUGAACCAGACUCAAAGCGAGAUUGGCUACGAAGAGGCGGGUCUUCACGUUGAAGGGGCUCAAGAUGUCAAGGAUGUCACAGGUACUAGUGCCCCUGAACCUGACACUAUGGCUGGGCAAUUCUCCCCCCACCAAAGACGUAAACGCAGAUACUCGGGGACAGCAUUGAGAAGAAGACCGGAGGAUGUCAGCGGAUCUCGCGGCGAUCUCAAGUACUUCGAGAACGUGGACGACGCAGGCUAUAAGGGAGACAUCGAACCUCUGGCUUCACCGUCGGACACGAGCACAGUCACGAGCGCAGGCCAGAUGCCUGGAAUUCAACAGACCACCUCAAUGGACGUGGCUUUACCCCCCUCGGCGUAUUCAUCUGAGCUUCCCAGUCCAGCUGCUGAAUUUAAGAAACUCUCCCGCCCGGUGAACCCCAAGGAAGCUCAGACCCAGCAGGAAUCUAUCAAGUUCUUCCUACUCCUGGAGGACUUGACUGCGGGGAUGAAGCACCCGUGCAUUAUGGAUUUGAAGAUGGGUACGAGACAGUACGGCAUAGAAGCUACUCACAAAAAGCGAGAGUCGCAACGCCGCAAGUGUGCGGGUACAACAUCGAGGGAGCUUGGUGUCCGAGUCUGCGGUCUACAAACCUGGGAUGCUAAGCAGCAGACGUACAUUUUCAAGGACAAGUACUAUGGCCGAGAUAUUAAAGCUGGAGCAGAGUUCCAGAACGCCCUGAGGCUUUUCCUCUCCAACGGCGUUGACGACUCUAGCGUCUUGCGCCAUAUCCCAACCAUUAUUCAAAAGCUCAAUCAGCUCGAGGAAACUGUCCGGCGCUUACGUGGCUACCGCUUCUAUGCCGCUAGCCUCCUGAUGUACUAUGACGAAGAUACACCGGGGGAUGGAGCUAAUACUAUAAUCGAUGACUCAACGACAGACUAUCCCACGGACACGGAAGAGGCGGCGGACGCAAGACGGCGGCGGAAGAACAGGGACAUUGAUUUCAAAAUUGCAGAUUUCGCCAACAGCGUCACACCAGACGAUUUGACCCAGGACAAGCCCUGUCCCCCGACACAUCCCGAUGAACCUGACCGAGGCUUCUUACGCGGGCUCGCCAGCCUCAAGAAGUACUUCCUUCGCAUUCAGAGGGAAAUCAGAGAAGAAAUGGGUCUGGAUAUGGCCUUUAGACGGGCGGCGUCUCCAGAAGAAGAGGACAUAUUCCAGGCUGAGUAUGACUCCGUCAGUGAGUAA
This is a messenger RNA of Neoarthrinium moseri, 4128 nucleotides long. RefSeq lists its product as uncharacterized. The record is from RefSeq and is a predicted model, not a curated record. Lineage: Eukaryota; Fungi; Ascomycota; Sordariomycetes; Amphisphaeriales; Apiosporaceae. Gene Ontology annotation, biological process: phosphatidylinositol phosphate biosynthetic process; inositol phosphate biosynthetic process. The transcript has 2 exons. Bases 1 to 4128 code for a protein of 1375 amino acids. Gene Ontology annotation, molecular function: inositol hexakisphosphate kinase activity. Gene Ontology annotation, cellular component: nucleus; cytoplasm.